CAAUACAGAAUUUGAAUUAUCUGAACUUGAUUCAGAUGAUUCUGAAUAUACCCGUAAAAUUAAUAUUGAUAAUAAUAUACAAACUAUCAUUCAGUAUCAUCAAGAGCUAAACAAUAAUGGUAAAUGCAUUCAUGAAUCUAAGAAAUAUUUAGUUGGUGAAAAUUAUUUGUUUGAAGAUUAUGUAUUGAAUAUUGGUAAAGAUUUAUUAAAAAUUAAAAAAGCAAAAAUUAAUAUAGAGUCUAGUUCAGUAGAUAAAUUAGAUAAAAAUAAUUCUUUAUACCAGGUUUAA
Dentiscutata erythropus is the source of this 289-nucleotide messenger RNA. Lineage: Eukaryota; Fungi; Glomeromycota; Glomeromycetes; Diversisporales; Gigasporaceae. The record is from the annotation of a GenBank genome assembly.